Molecule: messenger RNA, 2531 nt
Organism: Megalops cyprinoides (Indo-Pacific tarpon)
Lineage: Eukaryota; Metazoa; Chordata; Actinopteri; Elopiformes; Megalopidae
Gene: dipk1b
Product: divergent protein kinase domain 1B
Exons: 5
Coding region: 490-1788 (432 amino acids)
Source: RefSeq, a predicted model, not a curated record
CGUACGUUGCUUUCAUACCUAGCGAUCUUUGAUUUGUAAGGCUAACUAGCCAACUGGCUAGCAAAUUGGAAGAGAUGUAGCAAGCUAUUUUGUGAAUUUGAUUUAUUAUUUGAAUAGGGUACGACCGUUACUGUUUUUACCACGAUGAACUGCGUUGCAAUGAGAAUUAGCUAGCUGGCUAGCCCGCUGCAUGGAGAGGUCCGUAUCUUCUCACCCAGCGUGUCAGGGAAUCCGCGCUUGUUGACCCGGCAACCAGAUCCUCACUUGCAGCUAACCUUAUCUGGGUCUUCUGGAAAGGACAAGUACGCUUUCUAGCUGCAUUUCAACCCACAUGCACGCCUCGUAUGUCAGUUUAAUCUCGGGGGAACCAGGAGAUGCUCGAUCAUGUUUUGUGCGGACGAGGCAAUGAGAUGUGACUCAAUCGGAAUAAAGGUACACUGAUUUGUCAGUCAUCUACAAUCUUUGAACGCUUCAUUUCCGGACCUUAAGAUGACGAGGAGUUUACGAAGACUGGUACAUCUAGUGCUGUUUUGUCCCCUUUCCAAAGGCUUACAGAGCCGUCUCCCAGCCAUCAAGGUGAAGUACCUGUUCCUGGUGUGGCUGGGAAUCCUGGUGGGCAGCUGGGUCAUUUACAUGCACUACUCCACCUACUCCGAGCUGUGCCGCGGACACGUCUGCCACAUGGUCAUUUGUGAUCACUACAGGAGAGGCAUCAUCUCAGGGUCAUCCUGCAAGUCCCUGUGUGAGCAGAACACCCUGACUCUCCAGCGCUGCAUGUCCACCUCGCCCACGCACCAGGUUUAUGGUGGUAUCUGGAAGGACAAGCCGGUAAUUAUAAAGUGCGGGAUUGAGGAGACGUUACGGGGUGAUGGAGGUCCAGACUCUGUGCUGCGGCAGGAGAUGACGCUCUUUGAUAAACCAACCCGCGGCACCUCUAUGGAUGAGUUCCGGGAAAUGCUCCACAAUUUCCUCAAGUCCAAUCUUGGGGAACAGCCUUCGCUGGGGACCCUGGUCGGGCGUAUCAUUACCCUGGCCGACGUCAACCAGGAUGGCAAGGUCUCUCUGGCGGAGGCCAAGUCGGUGUGGGCGCUGCUGCAGGUCAACGAGUUCCUCCUGAUGGUGGCGCUGCAGGAGAAGGAGCACACGCCCAAGCUGCUGGGCUUCUGUGGGGACCUGUACGUGACGGAACGGGUGGGCCACAGCUCCCUCUACAGGCUGGAGGUCCCACACUACCUGCAGCCGCUGGUGCCUGCCGCCCUCAGCACCAGCCUGAACCAGUGGCUGGCCCCAGCCUGGCCGCGCCGCGCGCGCAUCACCAUCGGACUGCUGGAGUUUGUGGAGGAGGUCUUCCACGGCUCCUAUGGCAGCUUCUUCAUGUGCGAUGCCAGCCCCCGCCACGUGGGCUUCAACGCCAAGUAUGACUGCAAGAUGGCCGACUUGCGGAGCGUGGCGUCUGAGAUGGCGGUGCGCGGCUUCCUCAAGGGCCGGCGCUGCGAGACCAACAUGGACUGCACCUAUGGCAAGGACUGCACCGCCACCUGUGACAAGCUGGUCAAGCAGUGCAACACAGAGGUGGUGCAGCCCAACCUGGCCAAGGUGUGCCAGCUGCUCCAGGAAUACCUGCUGUUCGGUGCCCCGCCCGACCUGCGGCAAGAUCUGGAGAAGCAGCUGCGCACCUGCGUGACGCUCAGCGGCCUCGCCAGCCAGAUGGAGGUGCACCACUCGCUCGUCCUCAACAACCUCAAGACCCUUCUGUGGAAGAAAAUCUCCAACACUAAAUACUCCUGAAGCACAACAGGCCACACACUGUGGAACACAGACCGCACACCCUUCCCCCUCUCCCUCCCUCCCUGUCUCCAGGUUUGUUUCUUAUAGAGGCAUCUGAAGUCCUGUUAAAUUAUGCUGAUUCAAUGAACCACAAAGAAAAAAAUGACUCUUAAUCACUACUGAUUUAAUUAUUUGCCAAACUCUUUUGAAGAGAAGAAAUGUCUGUUAACUGAGUUCAGGUAAACCUGAAACUGUGGACUGGUCCUAGAGCAGUUACAGAAAUACAACAUACUAUAUCACUACCAUACAUCACUUUGCACCACAACCUCUGAGGAUGAUUUUUAGUGUUUGUCAAAGGAAAACCAUGACUUAUACAUUUAUGAUGACUGUGUAUCUGUUGCUAAGCUUUCUCAGGGCCAUGCUUACAUGACAGUUAUAUAUGGUCUUGAUAAUGCAAAGCCUUUGGGUAACACACUGGACAAAGCAUGCAGACGCUACUGUCUGGAUAAAAAAAGGCUGUGUCACUCCCAGGGGCAAUGUUUGCGUAGUGUAUGCGUGUGUGUGUAACCGGAGAAGAGGCAGGAUGGAAGUGUGUAUAUCUGUGUAUAGACCAAUUUUCUUUGUGGUUAAAUGUAGAUGAACCCUAGACCUGGAUGAGGUGAAACACUCGGUUCCUGUAUGUUUUUUCUAACCAUAUUAUUCCAGUAAAGGCAGUUAGAUAAUAUUACCAAACCAGAAAUAAGUGUUAACCUUUUGUAUUAAGA